This is a messenger RNA of Myodes glareolus (Bank vole), 1485 nucleotides long. It is a transcript of the gene Or2i1, whose product is annotated as olfactory receptor family 2 subfamily I member 1. The record is from RefSeq and is a predicted model, not a curated record. Gene Ontology annotation, biological process: G protein-coupled receptor signaling pathway. Gene Ontology annotation, molecular function: G protein-coupled receptor activity; olfactory receptor activity. Gene Ontology annotation, cellular component: membrane. Lineage: Eukaryota; Metazoa; Chordata; Mammalia; Rodentia; Cricetidae.
CCUCAGACUCACCAAGAUUUCCAGGCUCUGUCUGUUGAGAGCAAGGCCUGAAUCACCAAGCCUGCCAGCAUUAAAUUUUUUUUUGUCUCAUCCUUCCGAACCUUCUUGGAGUUUACCCUCAGGCUAACCACAGCUCAGUGGAGCGCUUCCUGCUGCUGGGUUUCACAGACUGGCCCUCGCUGGAACCUGUCCUCUUCGCGCUGGUCCUACUCUGCUACCUACUGACGCUGACCGGCAACGCAGCGUUGGUGCUGCUGGCCAUUCGCGACCCGCGUCUGCACACACCCAUGUACUACUUCCUUUGCCACUUGGCCUUGGUGGAUGUGGGCUUCACCACCAGUGUGGUGCCGCCGCUGUUGGUCAGCCUGUGCGGCCCGGUGCUGCAGCUACCGCGCGGCGGGUGCAUGGCGCAGCUGUGUGCAUCUCUAGCCCUGGGCUCCGCCGAGUGCGUGCUGCUGGCCGUUAUGGCGCUGGAUCGCGCUGCUGCCGUAUGCCGCCCGCUGCGCUACACCGCCCUCGCCUCACCGCGCUUGUGCCGCGCACUGGCCAGCGCCUCCUGGCUUGGUGGCCUGGCCAACUCCGCAGCGCAGACUGCCCUGCUGGCCGCGCGCCCGCUCUGUGCGGCCCGCCGUCUGGACCACUUCAUCUGCGAACUGCCCGCCCUGCUGCAGCUAGCCUGCCGUGGCGGCCGCAGCGCCACCGAGCGCCAGAUGUUCGCCGCGCGGGUGGUCAUCCUGUUGGUGCCUUCUGCGGUCAUCCUGGCCUCCUACACCGCCGUGGGCCGCGCGGUCUGGGGUAUGCGCUCCCGCGCGGGCCGGCGGAAAGCAGCGAGCACAUGUGGCUCUCACUUGACCGCCGUCUGCCUAUUCUACGGCUCCGCCACCUACACCUACCUGCAACCUACACAUAGUUACAACCAGGGCCGCGGCAAGUUCGUCUCGCUCUUCUAUACGGUAGUCACACCCGCGCUAAAUCCCCUCAUCUACACACUGCGCAACAAAGAAGUCAAGGGGGCCGCGCUGAGGUUCUUGGGAAGUCUGGGGAGGCUGCAGGUCCGGCACUGAGAGGACUAAGAAAGGCGGCAGGGUCCCGGAACUAGGAUGCCCAUAUUGUUUGCCUUUGCAUGAGAAUCUGCAAAUUUUGUCCUCGAGGAGUCUAGGGUUAGUAAGAGAUCUCUUUCUCUUACCGGCUAAGGGUUGGAUUCUUGAGGGGAAAUCCCUGAAAUACAUAAACACACAUACAUAGUGAUGGGGUAAAUGGAUCCUAAGCCUUUCUACAGAAGCGAAGCAUGAUGAAGGAAGGGGCCAUCCUCAGCCUCGAGAGACUUUGUAACCACCCCGGAAGAAUUCACAUGGAGAUAAGAUGAUGAACACCCUGGUGCUGACCUUCAGUUUUCCUCAGGCUUACAAAAGACCAUGAGAAAUCCCAUGGCCUCAGCCAUCAGGUGGAGUCCCUCGAGUUAACAAGAAGGCCAGGUGAUAUACC